GCGAUGCCGGCGGCGCCAUGGCGCGGCUGUGUUCGCUGUUUGAGUCUCCGGGCCUGGGCCUGGGCCUGGGCCUGCGGCUGGUCACCGACACCGAGCUCUCGCUUGGCCCUGACCCGCCAGACGACGAUGUGGUCAGUGAAGGACGGGUACUGCUUGAGAUCUCCGACAAGAUGUACUGCUCCGCCUGUCAGUGCAGCUUCGAGAACCGAGAGGAUCAGAAGGAGCACUACAAACUGGACUGGCACAGGUUUAACCUGAGACGAAGGCUGCUUGCAGCUCAACCAGUCACCGCAGAGAGGUUUGAGAAAAUAGCAGGUGAGAUCUCCAGUAUUUCAGGCUCUGAGUCUGAGGACUCGCACUCUGACGCUGAGUUGGAACAGCUGCGUUACCACCGCAUCCAGAAUGUUCUCAGUCCCGUGGAUGAGGUUCCUCCUGCAGAAGAGAAACAGCGAGGUCGGCAAAGCCUUCGUGUUCUUUUCCAGACCACAGAUGGCACGUAUUUCUCUGUAUAUCGCUGUGUCCUGCAGUGUAAGCAGGUCCUCAGGAAGCCUGAGAACGAGGACAGCCUCCUGUCGUCACUGCUCAGCCUCAACCCUCAAACUGUCUGGGUCAUUCUGAUGACAGGCGGCGGACAUUUCGCUGGAGCUGUAUUUCGAGGGAAUGAAGCUGUUCUCCACAAGACGUUUCACCGUUACACCGUGAGAGCAAAGCGUGGAGUUUCUCAGGGCGCGAAGGACGGACAGAAUAAAACCCGGGCACCAAAGUCUGCUGGGGCCUCACUCAGGCGUUACAAUGAAGCUGCUCUUGUCAAGGAUGUUGAGGAUUUGUUGCUGAGUUGGUCCGACUCUCUGCAAACAGCCAGUGCCAUUUUCAUCCGAGCUCCCAGCUACAACAAAAAUAUCUUCUUCAGCGGCAAAGAGCCUGUCCUAAACCGGACUGACAGCCGAUUACGGAGCAUUCCCUUCCUCACCAGGAGAGCCACCUUCAAGGAACUGAAGCGUGUGCAUGCCAUCCUUUCCUCAGUGGAAAUCUAUGCAAGUGACUCAGAUAUCGCUGCGGUCCACAGCCCACAGAAACGAGUUUGGAAGGAGAAGCUGAAAGUGGUGAGAGAGGCAUCAAGUUCUGACACCGAGGAAUGUGAUGGAGAGGCUGUCAGUCUGGCUGACAUACCAACAUCCUUGGAAAUAUUGGAAGAAACACUGGGAACGUUGGAGCUCAAGGAAUUUGAUAUGUACCCGAAAAAGAAAAGGAAAAGGAAAAAGAAAAAGAAGAACAUUAAUGAGAAGGCAGCACAGAACCAAGCUCCUGACACCCUCCUUGAAGACGGAGAUGACAAGAUGACACAGAGUGAGGUAACAGAGGCUACUGAUUCUGGGGCUGCUCCAUUCUCCACUGGAGAGAAACAGAUGACGAUGCAGCUGCAAAAUGCUCAAGUGAUUGCUGCUGGGCUUUCUGAGCAAGAGAAUGAAUAUUAUCGAUUGAGGAACGAUUUGUACACAGCGUGUAAGACUGGGAAUGUGGAGCACCUGCGGGAGUUACUAAGCAAUCUGCUCCUGCUUCACAACACACAGCAUGGCCAUUCUGAGCACAAGGAAUCUUCUAAUGAGGCAACUGAGAGGACAAUAGAAACUGAGCAGCGACAUUUACAGACCCCCGGGCAAACAGGUGACAGUGAAGACAGUGAGGUGGGAGUGGAGAGUCGCCUGAACCCUGGAGCCCUGGAGAAGCAGGAUCUGUGUCCUGCAGUGGGCGCAGUGCCGAUGUUGUGCGAGGUGCUGGAUGAGUCAGGAUUCACCCUCCUACAUGUGGCGGCAGCAGCUGGUCAGGCACACGUUGUCCGCCUGCUGAUGGAUGCAGGCUGUGAUCCUGCCAUCAGGGAUAAAUGUGCUCGUCCUGCUUAUACUGUCUCCGCAAACAAGGAGACGAGGAAUGAGUUUCGCCGUUACGUAGCAGACCACCCAGGGAGGUACAACUAUACAAAAGCACAGAUUUCUGGACCACUAACCUCUGAAAUGGAGAUUAAAAAAUCCGAGAAAAAGCGAGCACAGAAAAUGGCAAAGAAACAAAGAGAGAAAGAACAGAAGGAACGGAAGAGGAGAUUAGAAGAAGAGGAAAUCGAGAAGAAGAAAUAUGCAGCUAUGAGUGAGAGAGAGAAGCGUGCACUGGCUGCUGAGAAACGCUUCGCCCAGCAGGUGGAAAACAACACAACCAAUACUGUCAGACGCUGCUGGCUUUGUGGAGAAUCUCUGUUGGGCAGAGUUCCCUUUGAAUAUCUCGAAUACAAGUUCUGCACCACCCACUGCCUACAGGAGCACAGGAAGCAGCAGCGAGUGUGAGAGAAUUACUGGGAACUGAUUACUGCAUAGAGACACUGCUACCGUGUAUGAUGGAGCAUUGAUAUGUAACUUAUAGACUGUCGAAGUGCCCGACAUAGCAGGAGGCUACAGGAAGCACAGACUGCAGGGAAUGGGGCUUUCUCCUUCCAGACUCUGUUUCUCACUGACCAGGGGAGGGAAACUUUGUUCUGUCGGGCUGUCACAUCAACCAAGGUGUUCUGCAUAAGUUGUUCUAUCAAUCCCAUUGCAUGGAAUGGGCAAGGCAUGGCCAGUAUUAAUGGGUCUCACCGGCUCUUUCUUCAGUUACUGUUCCCUGAGGAAUAGGGCAGUGCUGAUCUCAGUCCCUGGAAUGGACAAAGAGCAGAUUUCAUGCAGUGCAAUGAUCACCCUUUCUAAUCCAGGGAACAGUUUGACUCCUGUCACAGUGUCUGUCUGUCACACCUUCAUCCAAGCUACAGUUUCUCAGUGACAAUACCAGCAGCAAGUGCUUUGACAGUGAGAGGGAGAAAGGAAGCAUUUCGAAUGAGGUUUUCUCUUCCUCGGUAAGUGGCCUCCUUGAGUCUCAUCAGGAGUCUCUGUGUGUCUGUAUGCUGAAUGAUGGGUUUUUACAUGGAGUCUGUGAUAAUUCUGCAUUCAAUAAAGGUCUUGUUAUGGG
Hemiscyllium ocellatum (epaulette shark) is the source of this 2991-nucleotide messenger RNA. RefSeq names its product ankyrin repeat and zinc finger peptidyl tRNA hydrolase 1 (gene ankzf1). Gene Ontology annotation, molecular function: zinc ion binding; nucleic acid binding; protein binding. The record is from RefSeq and is a predicted model, not a curated record. NCBI's taxonomy places the organism in Eukaryota, Metazoa, Chordata, Chondrichthyes, Orectolobiformes, Hemiscylliidae. Bases 18 to 2336 code for a protein of 772 amino acids. The transcript is spliced from 15 exons.